Messenger RNA from Auxenochlorella protothecoides, 1401 nucleotides. RefSeq names its product Lysophospholipid acyltransferase LPCAT4. The record is from RefSeq and is a predicted model, not a curated record. The coding region runs from base 1 to 1401 and encodes 466 amino acids. Lineage: Eukaryota; Viridiplantae; Chlorophyta; Trebouxiophyceae; Chlorellales; Chlorellaceae. The transcript has 5 exons.
AUGGGCAUCAAGGGCGUGUUCAAGGCAAUCGCCCGACCGCUGCGCCCCGGAUCCAAGUCCCAAGGGCGUGAGCAGCAGGCACCUCCGCCCCGUAGGGUGGAGGUACAGCGUGUGCUGAGCAUCAGUCGGCCGCUGGACAUCGACACCUCCUCCACCAGCAGCGAUGAAGAGCGGGAGCCUCUUCCCGCCGAGCUGGAGGGCCUGCACCCACCAGAGGCCCCGGAAACGACGUCCCAAGCCGAUGUAGGACUGCGGCCAACGGCAGGGCGGCGGGAGGCGUCACAAACAGCUGCGGGCACGCCGCAAAAGAGAGACAAGUCCCCGAGCACUCCCCGUGCUGGCCGGCAUGUCGGUGGCGCGGCAGGGUCAGACCCCGCCGCCUCCCCGCUGCCGCUGUCGGCCCCCAACCCGCCGCACGUCCCAGACCUGGAGGAACUGGCGGCGGGGUCGCCCUUCAUCGACACCGACAGCCCCAUCACUCCUCAGGAGGCUGCCAAGCUGAUCCUCAUGUUCCCGGUGGUCCUCCUCCGAACGCUCCUGCUCCUGGUGACGGUGGUCACCGGCUACAUCGUGAUGGCUGCGCUCAUGGCUCUGCUCCCCGGAGGAGGAAAGGGCGGCCACGGCGUGCGCCACGCCGUCGUGCAGUCGUGGAUCCAGGUGCUCUGCCACGUGGCCCUCUUCCUCUCGGGCUUCUUCAAUGUGAAAGUGACGGGACGGCAGCACCUGAAGCAGGCAAAGGCCAGCCGCGCGAUCGUGAUCUUCAACCACCUGUCCUACGUGGACCCGGUGCUCCUGGUGUCCCUCAUCCCGCUCUCCGGCGUGGCCAAGGCCGGCGUCGCCAACCUGCCCUUCAUCGGCGCCUUUGCGCGCGCGAUGCAGUGGCUGUUCGUGGAGCGGCGCGGCAGCUCCGACCACGCCAACGCGCACACCGUCAAGGGGGACGCCGUGGAGGCAAUCCAGGCCCGGGUGGCCGACGAGUGCGCCCCCAUGCUGGUCAUGGCCCCAGAGGCCACCACCAAGGCCGCGCAGUGCCUGCUCAAGUUCAGGCGCGGCGCGUUUGCCAGCGGGCACCCGGUCUGCCCCAUCCUCCUGGCCUACCCGCACCGCGCCUUCAACCCGGCCUGGGGCAUCGUGCCCUCCACCCCACUCCAUGUCUACCGCCUGCUGGCCCAGCCCCUGAACCGGGCCACCAUCCAGGUCCUGCCCACCUACUUCCCCAGCCAGAAGGAGAGGGCGGACCCGGCUGCGUACGCCGCGGGCGUGAGGCAGGCCAUGGCCGCCGCCCUGAGGGCGCCGCUCGUGGAGCAGGGCAUCACUGAGGAGAGGCGGCUGGUGAAGGGCGGGGUGACCACCAACCUGGCCGGGUCCAGAGUCAUCAUUCCCAAGAGCAAGGCCGCCUAG